GUUUGUGUUGUCAGUCCCCACAUGGAGCAUGUUUUAAAGGCUGCUAAGAUCCUGCCUGCAUGACAAUUGGACCAAGACACAGAUGUGAGCACAUCUUCUCUCAAGACACAAAGAAAAGAAAUAUACGCCUGUUCAACAUGCUGAACUCUGAUGAGUCACACCGUUGUGGCCUGUCCUGCCUCGGCCCUCUGACCUUCCACCGUCACGCUGUGGGAAACAAAGUCAUCCUGAGUGAGGGGUGUCGACUGGCAGAGAGGAAGGGGACCUCGUUCAAUGACGGCCUGGUGUUCAGCAGCCGCGAAGUGAAGAUCCAGGAGAGGAUUCGUCUGCGGGUGGAGAAAGUUUUGUCGAACUGGCACGGAGCUCUGCGUGUGGGCUUCACUAACGUGGCGCCUUCAGCCAGAUGUCUGCCUCUGGCCCCCAUGGCCAUCCCAAACCUCACUGACAUACCUAGCCACUGGGCUGCUCCCAUACCUGAAUCUAUCUGCCAAGCAGGUUCAGAGCUGGAGUUCUGGGUUUCUCAUGGAGGUGCCGUGUAUGUUGGCAAUGACAUUUUUCAGCACAAGCUACUCAGAGGAGUGGAUAUCAGCCAGCCACUGUGGGCCAUGAUAGACAUCUACGGACAGACGCGCUCCAUUUACCUUCUGGGCUCUAAGAAAAGAGAGGCAUUUCACAUGAGGCGGUCGUGUCCAGCACCUAAACGCCUCACUUCACCUGAUAUUGAGCACCAAUCCAGUUUGAUUCUGGAUGGAAACUAUGAUGGAUGCAUGUCCUGUCUUGACAUGGACGUCCCAACAGAUGUAAAUGAAGACACGGAAAUGGACUGUGUGGUGUGCAUGGAAAGGACGGCCAGAGUCACUUUGCCUUGCGGCCACCAGUGUCUCUGCAGAUCCUGCGCCUCCAGGGUCAUCCAUGAUUUUGGCGUCUGUCCUCUGUGUCGAUGCGAGAUCAGACAUCCGUGAGUGGAGGAGAGGUGUGUCUCUGUGGGGGCUCCUCGCUGCUGUGUGACUCUAACCAGAAAACACUCUGAGUAGUACCUGAUGUGUCCUGGUGGCCUGGCGUGGGAAGGUUUGCCAUGUGGCCACAGUGUCCCUGAGUGCGGCACAGCCAGGAAACAUUGUCAAAUGUAGUUCAACUAACUCUUCCUUAAUAUGUAAAUGCUGUACAGCACGUGUAAGAUAUGAAAGACUGAGGUUCUGAUGUGAAGAAAACUGAGCUGCAGUAUUUUCUGAUCAUGUAAAACGUGAGGAAACUAUACUGUAUACUGUAUAUUUUAUCGCCUUGAUGUUGUAAAUAUGACAUAAAUCUUUAUUUUUGUAAAACUCCUUUUGCUCUCUGUAAAUAUUUUUAUUUAUUUGACUGAGAAAAUAUGGCUGCAAAAAUAAAUUUUAUUAUAUAUACCAUGA
Messenger RNA from Scatophagus argus, 1406 nucleotides. RefSeq names its product E3 ubiquitin-protein ligase NEURL3-like. The transcript is spliced from 4 exons. The record is from RefSeq and is a predicted model, not a curated record. The coding region runs from base 60 to 962 and encodes 300 amino acids. Gene Ontology annotation, molecular function: ubiquitin protein ligase activity. Lineage: Eukaryota; Metazoa; Chordata; Actinopteri; Scatophagidae.